AUGAAAGAAGAUAGUUCUAAUGAUCCACAUAUUAAUAGAAUAUAUACACAAAAUAAAACGAUAUGUCUAAAUGAACCUUUUUCAAAUAACCAAGGAAAUAAUAUAAACAGUAAUGAUCAUGAUAAGAAUAAUUAUUAUAAUAAUGAUAUAUUAAUAUCAAAUAUUUCAGAAAAUACAGACAGGAGAUAUUACUCACAAUGUGUUGAUUCUAAUUUUGAUAAGAAUUAUGUAGACAAUAGAGAUACUAGAUGCAAUAAUGCAAUUGUAAGAACUUAUUCCUUUAGAAAAGAAAUAUCUCCUCAUUACAACAAGAAUACAAUAUUUAGAGAUAAAUAUAUUCUUCCUAAUGACGAAAAGAAUUAUCAAAAUUUAAGAGAACAUCCUACAUAUAAUAAUAACUAUGAACAUAAAACAAAUGAACAAAAUUUAUUUCAUGCUUCAUAUGUAUAUAAUGUGAAUCAAAGUGUAUCAUCUGAUCAAGCUAAAGGAAUUAGAGAAAAUAAAAAUGAAAAAAUUACAAAUAGUUUUUCUAGAAAUAAUAAUAUAAUAAAUGAAGGAGAUUAUUAUCAAAAUAUGAAUUUUUCUUCCAGACCAACUUUAAAUGGAAGUUCUUUAAAUAUGAAAGAUAUGAAUGUACAUAUGAUAAAAAAUGAAAAAUAUCCAGAAAAUUAUAUAAAUCAAAAAAUAAUAAAUAAUAAUAAUAAUAAGAAUAAACAUAUGAUUGAAAAGGAGAAAUGUAGAAAUGAAUAUUAUUCAUAUUCACAACCUUUAAAUCCCAUGAUAUUUAAUAAUAACAAUGCUGGAAAUAUGAUGUUGAAUAGAAAUAUAUUAAAUAAUUCUCAUAUGAAUGUGAAUGUGGACACAUUAAAUUAUUAUAAGAAUUAUAUAAACAACAAUAUAAGGAAUGAACAAAAAAUGGAUAAUAAUUAUAUGAAAGAAAAUAAACAUAUGAACGAUGAUAUUUUAAAUAACGAUAUGUUGAGUAAUGAUAUUCUAAACAAUGAAAUUGUUAGCAGUGAUAUAAUAAAUGAUAAUAAUAUAAGGAACACCAUAACAGAUGAUAUAGGGAGUUAUUAUAAUUUAGGAUCUAAUAAAAUGAGAAUGUUCAAUGUAUGUAGAAAUAUAUCACAAUCGUGUAAUAAUGACAAUAAUAAUAAUAAUUAUAAUAAUUAUAAUAAUUAUUGUUAUAAUAAUAAUGACAAUUGUGAACAUACAAAACACAAUUAUCAUAACAGUAGGAAUAAUUAUGAAGAUGUACAGAAUAAUGAUAAAGAUGAUAUAACUAAAGAAAUAGAAAAAAAUAUAUCUUUAUUGUGCAACCAAUCUCAUGUUGAUAAUUAUGAUAUGGAUAAUUCUAUAGGUAUCCAAGAAAACACAGUAAAUAGAAAUUAUAUAAAUCCUUUGAUAUAUAUGAAUGAAAAAGAAGAAAAUUGUUUUAAUAAAGGUCCUUAUAAUGAUAAUAAUGUAGAGAUGAUAAAUAUAGAUAUGACAAGCAAUAGUCAUGAUAAUUAUAAUGAAAAUAAUAAUGAAAAUAAUAAUGUAAAUAAUAAUGAAGAUAUGCAAUAUGGAAAUAAUUCAAUAUAUGAUGAUAUGACAACAAAUAUGGAUUAUAAAGAAGAGAAAUCAAAUAAUAUAAACGAUAAAAAUGAUAUUCAUAUGAAUAAUACGUUUAUAUAUAAUACUACUUAUGAACCUAUUCCUAAAAGAAACAUGAAUAUUUAUAAUAUUACAAAUAAGGAUAAUCAAUAUUAUAAUAAUAAUUAUAUUCAACAUUAUAAUAAUUAUAGUCAACAUUAUAAUAAUUAUAGUCAACAUUAUAAUAAUUACAAUCCACAUCAUAAUAAUUAUAGUCAACAUUAUAAUAAUUAUAGUCAACAUUAUAAUAAUUAUAGUCAAUAUGAUAAUAAUUACAAUCCACAUCAUAAUAAUAUUGAACCUAUGAUGAAGAACGCUCCUUAUAACAUGGAGAAUAGACAAGAAGGAAAUCAUUUAAAGGAAAACAAUUAUUUGAAUAAUACAUAUAAUAAUUAUAAUAAUAUGAAUAACAAUUACAAUUAUGAAAAUUAUUAUUAUCAACAUUUUUGUUCUUCAAAUGAUAAAGAAAUAUAUGAUAAAAAUAAUAAUCCCUCAAAAAAAAUAUGUUUACGCUCGAAUAGCACAAAUACGUAUAACAAACAAACUAUUUUAUAUACUAAGAAUAUGAAACCUAAUAAUUUUUAUUAUACACAUAAUAUUAUUCAAAAUAAAUUAUUAAAAAAUGAAAAAGAAAUCAAGACAAGAAAUAGCACUUAUAAUUCUUUUCCUACUAGUAUAAAUACGGAACAAAAAAAAUGUAAAAUAACAACAAAAAAUACAAAAAAAGAUACAAAAGGGAAUUUAAUACAAACAGGAUAUGACAUAAUCUAUCAGAAUAAUGAAGAAUGUGAUAAUUAUAUGGAGAACUCAUCAAAAAAUUUAAAUGAAUAUAAUCAAUUGGAUGAUCAAAAUGGUAUGUAUAAUCAGAAUAUUUCAUAUAAUCAUAAUAUUAUGAAUAAUUAUGACCAUUCUGUUGAAUAUGGAGAGGUGCAGGCAAAUAUGAACAAAUUUGAUUUUACACAUACACCUAUAAGUGUCUGUGAGAAUUAUCACAUGAUUAAUAAAAACAAUGAAAUGGUGGAUAUAAAUAAUAAUUUGAAACUAUAUGAAUCAAAUACAAUGUUAGAUUCUAGAAAUGUAAAUGUUUCAAAUCCAGUUAAUGAAAAUGAUUUAAAUAAGAUAGAAAGAGAUAAUAUGAAAGAAGAUGAAAAUGAAGAUGAGAAUAACGAAGUAUCAAUAGAAAGGGAGGUAUAUGAUACCAUAAAUAAUAAUGAUAAUAAUAAUAAUAAUAAUAAUGAUAAUAAAUAUAAUAAUAAUUAUAAUAGUUAUGAUAAUAAUAAUAUUAAUUAUUAUUAUUAUAAUUGUUAUUCACAAGAUAAUAAUAUAAAUAAUUUAGACCCAUAUGAAAUAGAAACAGGAGGAAAAAUAAAAAAUGAUAUAUCUUUACAAAUAAAAAAAGAAAACGAAUCUAAAAAUACCAAAAAUAUUUUAAAUGAUUAUAAUGUAAUAAAUAAAUGUGUUGAACAUACUAAUGAACAAUUAAAAAAUCAAAUAAUAGAAAAUGAACAUGAACAAAUUGAAAAAGAAGAAGAGACUAAUGAUGUGGUAUUCUUACAAAGAAUCAAUAAAAAUUUUGCAUAUAAUACAAAUGAAAAUAAUUAUAUAUAUAAUAUAGAAAAUGAUUUUAAAAAUGAAGAAGUAAACAAAAAUAUAAAUAUAGGUGUAGAAAAAGGAUAUACUCAUUCUUCUUAUAAUAAUGUAUCUAUAAAUCAAACCGUAGGUUAUAAUAAAAGCAAUAAUUAUGAGAUAAAUUCAAAAAAAAAUUAUGAUAAUAAUGAUAUGAUAAGUAAAGGAAUAAAUAUGAAUAAAGAAUCCAUAUUAUAUACACAAGGUAAUAGAAUCAAUGAAAAUUAUAAAAUGAUGAGUGUAGAAAACCAGGACGAUAUUUCAAAAGAGGGAAAUGAACAAUCUGAAUAUAUGAUGAAUAAUACAAAUAGUAUAAAUAAAAAUAUAGAUGUUAAUAAUGGAUGUUAUAUAAAUAAUGAUAAUAAUGUGUAUCUUGAAGAAAAUAAUAAUAUUAAUAAUAAUAAUAAUUAUUAUUAUUAUAUUAAUGAUAAUAGUUAUACAAAUGACCAAGUUGCUGGCACAAAGAUUCAAAACCAUAACAACAACCAUUUAUAUAAUAAUACAUAUGAUGUGGAUAAUUUAAAUGUUAAUAAUAUGAAUGUAAACAACAUAAAUAUAAAUAAUAGAAAUAUUAAUAUGAAGAGUAUGCAAAUAAAUAAUGUAAAUAAUGUAAAUAUGAUUAAUGCGUAUAAUAUGGCAUUUAUAAAAAACCAAACAAAUAAUAUUAAUAAUAAUAUUAAUAAUAAUAAUAAUAGUAGUUGUUGUUAUAAUUAUAAGAGUGACAAUAUUACUUCUAUUCUUCAUAAUGUCAAUGAUGCUCCUUAUGAUACUUAUAAUGAAAUACCUCCAGCUUUAAACAAUAAUUAUAUAAAUACAAAUAAUAUGUUAAUAAAUAAUAAUAAUAGUAAUAAUAGUAAUUACUAUAAUAAUAACAAUUAUAACAUUAAUCAUGAUCAUAGUAUAUACACUGAAAACAUACAAUCUAAUGAAAUAUCUUCUGAUAAUAUUCAUGUAACUAACCAAUUUGAUAUAAAUAAAAAUGGGAUUCAACAGAAUAAUAUACUAAUAAAUAAUAAUGAACUCAAUGAAAAUAUUCAAAUGAUCCCACAAAAUGAUAUAUACUUUACAUCUACUUCGUCUAAUAAUAAUAUGAAUCACAACUCUAAUUUUAUAUGUAUACAUGAUAAUAAUAAUAAUAAUAAUAUUAAGAAAUUACCAAAUAUAAAUGAGAAGCAAGAUGUGAUUCUUUCUUCAUCGCCAAUUAUAGAUUCUAAUAUGUGUGCAGAAUCAUCUCACCUUCAACAUAAUAAUUAUAAAAAUGAAUUGCUAGAUAAUAGUUAUAACCCACAUUGUAAUAUAAAUAAUAAUGAUCCUAAUUAUUUUAAACAAGAAGACGAUUGCGCAAAUGAAGAAGGGAUUGAUGAGAAUUACCAAAAAAGUGUGAGUCUGAACAUUAAUAUGAAACAGAGUAAGAAUAAAAAAAGUAAUAAUAACGAUGGGAAGAAAAAGAAUAACAAGAACGUAAAAGAAGAUAAGAAAAAUAAUAUGAUAAAUAAUAAUGAAAAUAAUAGUAAAAAAAAUAAGAAAAUUCGAAAAGCCAAAACUUUUGGAGGUACAGUAAAAAAAGGAGGAACUAUUAUCAACCUAGAAACAGAAUCACAACGUAUUAAAAGAACCCCUUUUUGUAUUUAUUCUUUAAAUGAUAUAUGUAAUCAUCUAAGAUAUGGUAAGAAAAGUGCUAAUUCUAUAAAUGGUAUGGUGAAAACGUUAUCAUGUGAUUGUCAGAUUCAUAAUGAUAUGAAAUGUGUCCAUCAAUAUAUUAAUUUUUUAAUAGCUCAAAAGGAAAGAGAAGAUAUAAAUGGUGGGGUAAAAGAUACAAAUGGUGGGGUAAAAGAUAUAAAUGGUGAGGCAGAAGAUACAAAUGGUGGGGUAGAUACAAAUGGUGGGGUAGCUACAAAUGGUGAGGCAGAAGAUACAAAUGAUGGGGUGGAUUUAAAUGGUGGGGUAGCUACAAAUGAUGAGGCAGAAUAUACAAAUGAUGAACAACGAAGAAAGAAAAAGAGAAAAAAAAUAAAAAAACAAAAUUGUUUACAUAUAAAAACAGAUGAAAAGAAUGAUGACAAUAUAGAUAAUACAUGUUGUAAUAAUAAUAUAGAUGGUAAUUGUUGUGUAGAUAUUGAAUGUUGUGAUAAUGAUGAGAGUGAGAAUGAAAGUAUUAAUUAUGAGAAUAUACUUGAAAAAUAUAAAGAAGAAUUUGAUAAUUAUAAAUAUUAUUAUGACUUUGAUGUAAAAAUAAAGAAAGGAUAUAUUUUCAAAGAUAUUUUCUUAAAUAAAUAUGUAUGUAAUUUAUAUAAUUUUAAUGAGUGUACAAAUAUUAUAUAUAAUAUAAGAAAAAUAUGGCAUCCAUCAUUUAAUAGACCAUUAGGUGAUAUAGGAAGAAAACUUAUAUUAAAAGAAAUUAGAGAACAUCAUCAUAGAGAUGCUGAAAAAACUACAAAAUUAUUAUUAGAAAAUGGAUUAGAUUAUGGUAAAGUAAGAUUUAUGAAAGUAAAUGAAUUAUAUCAUUAUAUGUAUGCAUUAGGUGUUUUCGAAUAUGCUGUUAAGAUAUCUUUAGAAUUUGGUUCUAAUAUUCGAAUGAGUACUAUAAGUUCAAAAAUAGAUCAUGUUAAUUUAUGUAAUAAUAUAAAGAGUGGUUAUUCUUAUUGUCUUAUUUGUUGUUCUCAAAAAAUUCGUAUGGGUUCCAUUGUAAAUCAGACAAUAAAUUUAAUGAAUUAUAAAAUUUUGAUUAAUACUUAUGCUCAUUAUUUUUAUUAUUUUGUUAAAAAAAAAAAAUUAAAAAAAGUUAUAAAUCAACAAGAAUAUGAAACCAUGGAUCAAAUUCUUAACAAGGAUUCUAAUAAUUUAGGUAAUAUUAUUAUUAAACCAAAAAAAAAAAAAAAAAGAAAAAAAAAUAAAAUAAAAAAAAAAAUAAAAAUAAAAGGAAAAGGAAAAAGAAGAAAAAAAAAAAAAAAAAAAUAUCCAAAUAGACAUUUUACUAAUGAGCAACAAAUAUAUUCUAUGAAUAGAAAUCCUAAUAGUUAUAUAAUAAAAAACAAAACAUUUCACACUAGUAAUAAAAAAUAUAAUAAUUAUCAUAUUAAUUAUUAUAGUGAUAGUAGUUAUUGUAGUAUUGUUCUCAUAGAUAAUGAGUAUCUUCAUGAUGAUUUUUAUGAUAAAAAAAGUUGUCACAUAAGAGUAUCUUAUAUUACUAAUACAAGUGACAACGAACAUAUUAAUUAUAAUGAUCAUCAAAAUUAUAUUCACAAUGAUACUGAUUCUAGUACUAAAUGUGGAAGUAAUAAGAUAUGCUAUAGUAGUAUAUAUAGUGUAAAUGAUCUUAUCAUGAGUAAUAAUAGUAAACAAAGUAAUAAAGAAGACAAGGAUAAGGCUGAAGAAGAAGGUAAGGAAAAAAACAAGCAAAGUAAAUGUCACAAAAAAGAUGACGUUUUAAAAAGAUAUAGCAUGUAUUUAAAAAAUCCAAAAGAAAAUAAAACAAAGAAAGAUAAGAAACCCAAAUCAGAUGAAGAUACACAGAAAUAUCCUAUAACACAAAUUGUUGACAAUAAAAUCUUUCAUUUAAAAAAUUCAUAUGUUAUAGAUGAUGAAAAAAAUGAAAUCAGUUCGUUAUCAAUAAAUUAUCAAGCUAAGAAUGAAUGUCAUAUAUAUUAUCAAAAUGGAGGACAAGUAGAACGUUUUAAAAAUGAAAUGAUACAUAUUAAUAUCGACAAUAGAAAUAGUGAACACACGCAAAAUAAUAUGAAUGAAGAUAAAACAAAUGAGAAAGGUGACCAUCAAAGAAAUGGUAAUAAUAAUAAUAAGAAGAAGAAGAGUAAAAAAAAUAAAAAGACCAAUAAGGAUGGUGUUGACAGUGAUGAAAGUAGUAGCGAUUCUGAAUGUGAUAGUGAUAAAAGAAAAGAUGAUGAUGAUGAUAAUAAUAAAGAAGAUGAAGAUGACAAUAAUAAUAAUAACAAUAAUAAUAAUAACAACAACAAUAAUAAUAAUAAUAAUAAUAGUAAUAAUAAUAAAAAUAACAAUAGUAGUAAUAAUUAUUAUUAUUAUUAUCAAUAUGAUUAUCACAAAAAUGAAUGUAAUAGAUAUUAUCAAUAUAGAGAUAACGACCACAAUUUAAGAUACAACAAUAAGACUGAUUAUAAUAAUCAUAUUGUAUAUAAUUAUCAAGGGGAUUAUAAUAAAGAGAUAUAUUGUAACAAUAUAAAUAAAAAUAUAAAUAUAAAUAAUUAUAAUUAUAAUAGAAUUAUAGAUAAUAAUAAAAACAAUUCUAUUAACAAUCCUACAGAUAUAUCAAUAAUAAACAAGGAUAUGAUCUUAUAUUCUAAUGAGAAAAAAAGUAAACAUGAAAAUUUGAUAAAAAUUAUUCCUGAUGAAAAAAUUAUAUUGUCCAUUUUAAAAAGUGAUAUAUCUCCUAGCUUAACUCAAUUUUUUUUUAAUUUUAUUAUAAAAAAAAAUCAAAAUAAUUAUUUUUCAAACAAAAAUAAUAUAAAAUAUGAUAAUGAUAUGGAUGAUAUGGAUAAUAUGUAUAUUAAUAAGACAGAUAUUAAAACAACAGAGAGCUAUAAAAAUUAUAUAAAUUCCUCAAAUAUUAAUAGAAAUAAUAUAUCACAAGUAUAUAAUAAUUUAUCUUAUUACACAAAUAAUAAACAUGUUCCAUAUAGAAAUUCAGAUAAUAAUGAAGUUGCAUAUGUAAAUAAAAAAAAAUCUUCAGAACAAUAUUCAUUACAAAAUGAGGUCUGCAUAAAUCAAAAAUAUAUAGAAUAUAUAAAUAGUUAUGAUGAUAAUAUAAAUAUAAUACAAAGAGAUAAUCAAGAUAAAGAUAAAUACAUAGACAAAACAAACGAAAAUUUUAUUUAUAUAAAUAAUGAUAAUAAAGUAUAUACUGAUAAUAUUUUAAGAACCCAAACAGAUGAUAUUAUUUUUCAAGAUAUGUCAAAAAAAGAAAAUGAGAUAAAAUAUUAUACAAAUAAUAAUAUUAAUACAAAUAUAACUAAGGAUAAAUUAUAUUAUAAUAAUAAUAAUAAAAAAUUAAAUAAAUUAUUUAUAGAAAUAAAAAAAAAUAAAUUAUGUAAAUAUAUACUUGAUAAAAUUAAAGAAAUAAAAUAUCAUAUAACAUAUAUGGAAAAUAUAAAAACUAAUAAUAAAAAAAGAAAAAGAAAUAUAACACAUCCAUAUUCUAUGAUUUAUCAAAUUAAUAAUUUCUUAAUUAACACUAGCCCUUUUCAUAAUUCUUUUUUUCUUAAUGAAAUGAAUUACUCUGCUUUUGCAUAUAAUUAUAAAAUGUAUCACAAAAAUGAAAAUAAUAAUAAUAUUAAUAAUAAUAAUAUUAGUUGUUAUUGUUAUUGUUAUUGUAGUGGAGCUGUAUGUAGAUAUGUAUCAAACACGUUGGAAACCACAAAUAAAAAUCUUCAUCAUAAAUAUUUUUUAUCACAUCAAUAUUCAUAUAAUCAACACAAAGGAGGAAAAAAUAAAAAAAAAAUUAAAAAAAGUAUCAAAAGAUUUUUCGAAUUUGCACACAUUUUUAAGAAGAUAUCACAAAAAAAAAAAGAAAAUAUGAAGCAUGAAAAUAUGAAUUUAUAUAAUGAAGACAUAAAAUGUAAAAACUUCAAAAACAUAAGACACAACGAACAACUUCAUGAACAGGUUCAAUUUAUUCAUUCAAAAAAAUAUGACGAUGAAAUUAUAAAUGUUAACAAAAAUAUAAAAAAUGAAGAAGAAAUAAAUUUAACAUCUAAGUGUUUAAAACAGAAUAUACAAAAAAUAAAAUAUAAUGAUGAUAAAAAAAAGUAUAUAGAUAAUGAAGGAAAUAAUAUAUCAAUAGAUGAUACAUCAUAUAAAAAAAAAAAAAAAAAUAUUUGGUCAUGUUUUCCAAAUUUUGAAAAAUCGAGGAAAUUAAAAUUUAUAAGAAAACAAAAAAAUAAAAAAACAAAAUUUAAGAAAAUCAUAAAUUAUUUAAUUCAAAACUAUAAAAUUAAAAAUAUGAAUCAAACAAAUCAUUAUAAAAAUAAUUUUCAUGCUGAUAUUGAUAUAAAUGAAAAAGGUAAAAAUACUCAUAUAGGAAUAAGAAAAAAAUACAAAACAUAUAUUGAAUUAUAG
Molecule: messenger RNA, 9348 nt
Organism: Plasmodium adleri (nom. inval.)
Lineage: Eukaryota; Apicomplexa; Aconoidasida; Haemosporida; Plasmodiidae
Product: conserved Plasmodium protein, unknown function
Exons: 3
Coding region: 1-9348 (3115 amino acids)
Source: RefSeq, a predicted model, not a curated record